AUGCGUUCGAGUCGACAAUCAAAAAGUCAAGAUUCACUCAAAGCUUCCAUUAAAAAAACUGUGCGAUUUCGUACAACACAGGACGUGGAACAACCUUAUUCAACUUUAGAGAAUAUUGAUACAACUACGACAGCAUCGUCAGAAGAAAAUCCUGUAGUUUUUAGGAAUAGACAAUCAACAUCGCAAUAUCGCGAAGAGGAAAGAAUGAGUUGGAGAGACGACUCACCCCCCAGAUUUGUACCUGGUUCAACACCUUGUCGUACUCCUUUCGAAGUGUUCAAACAUAUUGACCGAGUAGACGCUUCAGAACACGGAGAAAAUGAUACAAAACUCAUCAAAAUCAUGUUAAUUUCGCCAACUAUUCUUCAAUCAAUCAACGUAGAAACUGUUUGUUGUGAAAGCACUUUUACCUUUAAACAAUUAGUCAGACAGCAACUUUCUCUAUAUUUUAAAGAUGAGCCACAAUGUAAAUACAUUGUAUCUGUUCUUGUUGGUAACACAAUCUUAGCAGAUUUCAAUCAACAACUCGGUCACACUGCAGCAAUCGAAAAUGAUGCAAUAGUUUACAUUCUUUUCCUGUCUCUGGGCGAAGCACAAUUUUCAUAUAUCCCUGAAACGAUUCUUAAGCCCUAUUUUAACGAUUUAACUCAACAUGAUCAGCAAACUAUCAACUUUUUCGUUCAUUAUCGGCAUCCGAUUGAUGAGAAACAUGAAUCAAUGUGGGAAGAAACGACUGAGUAUUGGGAACGAAUACCUGUCUCAUACCGUCUAGAGAAAAUUUUACGAGCGAUCAAUUCGAAAACGAAUCAGAAAUGUUACCUAUAUCUCAAUGGGAAUAAAAUUGCUCUUCAAAGUAAGAAAAGCAAAUCCUCACAAACGAUCAAUGAUGAGUUCAAGAACCUCGAAGGAAAAGAUCCAUUGAUGUUCGAUAUCAUUCACGAUGGUGAAGUGCCAAACAUUUAUGCCACCAUUCCAUGUACUCAUGAUAGUCGAUAUGAUUACACCGCUUUCCUUCAAUUAACUCGUAUUCAGCUCGAAAUCAUCCUUUGGGCGACGAACUUAGAUCAUACUUUUGCUCNAUUACUACGACAUAUAUAUUGA
This is a messenger RNA of Adineta ricciae, 1101 nucleotides long. NCBI's taxonomy places the organism in Eukaryota, Metazoa, Rotifera, Eurotatoria, Adinetida, Adinetidae. The record is from the annotation of a GenBank genome assembly.